AUGGAAGGAACGGUGAUAUUAGUUGCUAUCGGCCUUAUGGUCAUAGGAGCGUUUGAUCAGAUCGCAUUGGUGAGAGCCCAGAACAGCUCUAUCGGUAAAGACGCAGAAGGUGCAGUUGACUUGCCUCAAAUAGAUUGGCCCGCAGACGAAAUAGUGCUAGGAUAUCGUGACACAUGGAAUGUUACGUGCAAGUGCCAUAAGCCCAUCGUCUGGAAACCUUUUGACUACGAGUACAAAUGGGACCCUCCGACCAUCGCUGUUUCCAUCUACAACACAACGGAUCUCAAUAUGCCUUUUGGAAGCAUGCUUACCAUAACGAAUGCAUCAGCGUUGAUGGUUGGCCGGUACUAUUGUGUACACUCCGUGAAGGAACAGGAAGAUUUAGACGAAAUGCUAGCUGAAGACGUAGCCAGCAGCAUCUACGUGUAUGUUGACGAUCCUUAUCAACUCAUGGUGCCCGACGCACCUGUUCAAUUUUUCAAUAAUAAAGAGGAAAUAGUUGUUGUCUGCAAGCCUUCGCAUCCGGACGUGGACCUACAGUUGUGUGACCAAAUCACCCAGCACUGUUUAGCGACUUCAGAGCCAACAAAAUGGUUUUCCCUUCCAUAUAGGAAUUAUGAAACUUUUGCGAAGUUCUAUUGCAAAGCUAACGGUAUCAGUCACCUUGUUCAUCCCGUGGAAAUAAGUAAAAAUCAAUUACUGAAGCCUACCAUCGUCAGCAAUGUCGGGGAUAUUGUUCCUCUCAGCAAAACCAUUCGCCUGAGCUGCAGCUUGGAGUUGCCUGUCGAUAUAAACAUUCAAAUAUCGUGGAAAACGCUUCCAAACUACCAACCUGCCGAAAUAGACAAAACUAUCUCAGUGGGAGGACAAAUUACGAUCGUUCACCAUAAUGUGCCCCCUAGUUCCAUUUACAAACGUGACCUCAUUAUAGAAAAUGCCACCCUGUCGCACCAAAGAACCUAUCGGUGCGAAGUGUUGGAUGAUAAAAACAAUACCAGCUAUCACAAUUUCAGACUGCAAGUGCGCGAAACGCCUGAUGACUUCGUCAUACUGCGCGAAGCUCAGAGCCGAGAAGUGAUCCACCGCAGAAUCAACGGAAAUGGUGAAAUAAUGCCGAUUGAAAUUAUGGUCCGAUAUAACUCCUAUCCAACCAAUAUCGCGUUCGUAUGGUCUAGAGAAAUCAUUGGCAACAUAGAGGAAAAUUGUAACUUGAUUCUUAGACGACAACUGACCGAAAAUCAUAUCAAAUUAAGGAUCAAUCAACCAACAGUGUAUGAUACCGAUAACUAUACUCUUUUAGUUGUCGCAGGAACUACGCACGCAGUGUAUAACAUAUCUAUUAUCGUGUACGAUAAACCUUCGCUGAAUAUGCACAAUUUAAUGGCAGUCAAAGGCGAGACUGUUGACUUCCUGUGUGCAAGCGUGGCUUAUCCGUCACCGGAAAUGUGGUUCUUUUUCCAGCCGUGUAACGAGGUACCCUGGGGAAACUGUUCGAUGGAAACUGAUACGGAAACAAAGUGGCAUGCAGGAACACAGGAAAAGAAUAGCCUUAUCCGAUCAAAAAUAACAUACGAACAUGUCGCCGAUAAACCAGGAAUCAUAUAUUGCAAGGCCAACAAUUCCGAAGGAACCUCUAUAAUGCAAUCGUAUUUAUUGUUACGAAAUGUUUCCAAUCUGAUGACUUUGGAGAUUGCUCAGCCUAAAGACUCAAUUACUGUUGGAGACAAUGUUACAAUCAUCUGUUCAACAAUAAUUGUCGACGACGACGACGUUGAUAUAACAUUCAACCACAACGGAAAGAUUCAAGAAAGCACCGUAAUCUACAAAGAUUCAAAUAUUCAACGAAAGCAACUCACACUGUUGAAUGUUGGAUUACAUCAUACGGGAGAUAUAGAUUGUUAUGUGAGCUACCGCCAUGUCAAGGGUCGAAACAAUAAAAGAUCCAUCAACAUUAAUGUGAUAGAACCAAUCGCUCCUCACCUGCGUUCAGGUAAAAUAAACCAGACUCUAACCGUUGAUGUACUUAAGCCGUUGCAACUCGAUUGUGAUGUCAUUGGAGUACCAGAACCUACGAUUAGCUGGUUCAUAAAUGGACAACCAUUUGCAUACAACAAAAACAAUUCAACAAACACAACUUCCAUCUUUAUUCCGUAUACGAAUCCAAUGCACUCGGGGCUUUAUGAAUGCAUUGCUGAAAAUAAAAAAGGAUUUAUUAAGAUAGUCAAGAUCGUUACAAGUAAGCGAACAGUGAAUCGAAAAGUAUGGAACCAACCAUUUCUGUAUGCAGCGGUGGUGUUUCUAAUACUGACAACAGUGUUCGCAUUUAUAUCGCUGUUCUUUUACAAGAAGAUGAAGCGGGUAAUAAGAAAUUCUAAUUUGCUAAGUGGCUACGUGCAAAUGAGACCCAUACUUGAACCAUCGGAAGAAUAA
Anopheles aquasalis is the source of this 2430-nucleotide messenger RNA. RefSeq names its product vascular endothelial growth factor receptor 1-like. NCBI's taxonomy places the organism in Eukaryota, Metazoa, Arthropoda, Insecta, Diptera, Culicidae. The record is from RefSeq and is a predicted model, not a curated record.